Molecule: messenger RNA, 1989 nt
Organism: Strongylocentrotus purpuratus (purple sea urchin)
Lineage: Eukaryota; Metazoa; Echinodermata; Echinoidea; Camarodonta; Strongylocentrotidae
Exons: 3
Coding region: 92-817 (241 amino acids)
Source: RefSeq, a predicted model, not a curated record
AUCAUCAUCACCUUCAUCACCAUCAUCGUCGUCACCAUCAUCAUCACUAUCGUCACCCCCUCCGGCGACAUCAACCCCGUCAGUCAUCGAGAUGAUCCCAAGUACCACCAACCAGCAAUCAUCUUCGACGUCGGAACAAGUGUUGUCCUCUAUUAGUGGAAGUUCGUCGUCGAUCAUGACAUCAGAUGGAACAAAGAGCUCAGAGACAGCACUAUCCAUCGCACUAGGGGUGACGGCUUUUCUCUUUUUAUGUGCAAUUGUAAUUUUCUAUAUAAUAUUAAGGAGGCGAAUCUCGCAAAGAUACGAAACCAACGUUGCGCACAUGAACUACAGUGGCGCUGCAGAUAACAGUUUCUUCGUCUCAAGACUGUCCCGUCAGGAUCUCAUCCCGCCAGAUUUAAACAACGGGGAAGUUAUCCCACGCGAGUCAGUCCACAUGGAUAGGACGCCAAGAGACGGUGGUAUUAGUGACCAGUUUAAUUCGAGGUGGUCCGCUUUAGGGCCAAGGCAACAACACCCACCAUUGCCGGAUCCGUACAGCAGGGACAGUACCCACAGCGAGUCCAUCAACAUGUCUAGGUCGGCAAGGGACAGUAUUGCGGAUAGGUCUUCCAGUGGCUUUGCUUCGGGUACGCCACAGCAGGAUCCAAUGACGUCAGAUUCGAAUGGGGAGAGUCGCGGCAGAGAAUCGUUCUAUAUUAAUAGGGAGGACAGUGUCUAUGAAAAUGAUGGUGAAAUCUCCAAUCCUGGAGAUCAUACCUAUGAGAGCAUUAUACUGAAUAAAAUUCCGGGAAAUCAGGACCAAUCGACAGUCUAAUUAUGAUACAAUAAUGCAAUGUUUAAACUUUAGAAAGUGCAAGAUCAACAGUAUUAAAUAUACCCGACAUUUCAAAAGUAAAAAUUAAUUUAUAUUGUUUAAAAAAGGGGGAUGGUUGCACUUAGAGACUUCGGUGGUAAGCGCUUUAUAAGCACCGUUUUUGUUAUUAUUGUUAUUAUUACUAACAAAUUCGUAGAACAGUUUUAAAUAAAGACUCGCUGAAGCUUCUUGGUAUGCAAUAUCAUCAGAAUGCAACACAAAGGUGGACAGAAUGACAAACUCAAACAAUUCAAACAGAAACUGGGUUUUAGUUCCCGCUAACAUAUUUAGACAAACGAAAUUAAACAAUAUGAAGCGUUUGUUCAAUCUUAAUUUGAACUAUAAUAAGUACAAGACGAAAAUCUUAGUAUAUCAUUUUUAAACGAAAACGUUCGAUUAUAAAUCUGUUGUUGAUGGUCUUUUUAGUUGGUCUUGUUUUAAAUGUCAUGAGAUAAUUUACGUUGACCAAAGUUUAUGUACCUGAAUACGCAAGUUAGUAAAUAUCAAAUGUGUUUGAUUUGAAUCAAUAUGUCGACACUUGGGAAAAGUACUAAAUCAGUGUACUUAGUUUAGGUAAGGUUUAUCUAUAUGUUUUUAUUCAUGAAUAUGUCGAAGUAUUUUUUGUUUAAUUUCUCUGUCGGUAUGAGCUUUCUGUAUGGUUGCUUUCUAGAUUACAGAUAAAUGCAAUACUACCCAACUACUGUUUCCUUUAUAUAGAAUGCAGUAAAUCAUAUUGGUGCUUAAUGGGAAAGGGGAAUCGGAGCAAUAUCACCGUUACAGAAUGACGCAAAAGCAUUUAAUUUUUCCUAUCUGUUCACUAAUGUGAAAUUAUUAAAAACUAAAAGUUUAAUAAAUCGCCUGUUGUUCAACAAGAUUCAUCCAUUGAAGAUCUUACCCCCCUAGCUUCCAAUAUCCUAUUAAAUGUAAGGACAAUAGUAUCUGCGAUUACGAAAUGAUUUCUUCACGUCACUUUCCAUACAGCAUAAUUAUAAUUCUUAUAAUAACUAACUAUAGUAGCAAUCACGAUACAAUUCUUUCAUGUGAACCUGUUCAUCUAAUUACUAUUUAAAGGGAUAGUUGAGUUCUGUUGCAGAGGGCGCUACACAAAAUAAUUUUUUGUGAAAUAAUGAAAA